AUGCAGCUGGAUCCCAACCGCCAGGACAAGCCCAUUAUGAACACCAUUGCAUUGCUGGACAACCUCGACAAGAACAUCAACACCUUCGCCAUGCGAGUCCGGGAGUGGUACGCCUGGCACUUCCCGGAGCUCACGAAGAUCGUCACGGACAACAUCGCCUAUGCCAAGGUGAGCCGGGUCAUCCGCGUGAGGGACAACUUCGAAGGAGACAAGGAGGCCCUCAGCGAGGCCGCUGGCUCUGAGGAGGUGGCGGACGAGAUCUUGAAGGCGAUGAAGAUGUCCAUGGGCCAGGACAUCGUGGAAAUGGAUAUGAAGAACAUCGACCACUUUGCAAGCGAGGUGAUCAAGCUUGCUGACAUGCGGAAGACGCUGCAUGAGUACCUCAAGGCCAAGAUGGACCUGGUGGCCCCCAACUUGGGCGCGCUGAUCGGGGAGAUCAUCGGGGCCCGGCUCAUCUCGCACGCAGGGAGCCUCACGAACCUGGCCAAGUACCCCGCGAGCACCGUGCAGAUCUUGGGGGCGGAGAAGGCGCUCUUCAGGGCGAUGAAGACGAAGGGCAACACGCCCAAGUACGGUUUGAUUUUCCACUCCACCUUCAUUGGCCGGGCCCAGCAGAAGAACAAGGGCAGGAUAUCGAGGUACCUGGCCAACAAGUGCUCCCUGGCGAGCCGCAUCGACUGCUUCUCCGAUGAGGCCACCACGGUGUUCGGGGAGAAGCUCAAGGACCAGGUGGAGGAGCGGCUGACCUUCCUCUCGGAGGGCACGACACCCCGGAAGAACUUGGAGGCGCAAGUGUUUCCGUGUCUUUUUCCCGCGCGGAUCUCCCGUUUUUUUUGUUUUUGUUUGUUUAAAUAA
Molecule: messenger RNA, 855 nt
Organism: Effrenium voratum
Lineage: Eukaryota; Dinophyceae; Suessiales; Symbiodiniaceae
Source: the annotation of a GenBank genome assembly